UUUUUUUCUAUUCACAAUGUUCUCUGCCUCAGUUUCACGUGUCGCUCGCGCUGGCUACGCUACGCUGUCCUCUAAGGUUCCCAUGAGCCGCAUGGAGCCGAACGACUUUGUCAACUAUGCCCGGCUCGACUCGACGCUGCACGAAGUGAAGAAGCGCCUCAACCGCCCGCUCACUCUUGCCGAGAAGAUCGUCUACGGUCACCUCGACGACCCCAAGAACCAGGAGAUUGUCCGUGGCAAGUCCUACCUCAAGCUUCGCCCCGAUCGCGUCGCCAUGCAGGACGCCACCGCUCAGAUGGCCAUGCUCCAGUUCAUCUCGUCCGGCCUGCCCCGCGUCGCCGUGCCCACCACCGUGCACUGCGAUCACCUCAUCGAGGCCCAGAAGGGCUCUGCCGAGGAUUUGGCUCGCGCCAAGGACGUCAACAAGGAGGUUUACAACUUCCUCGCCACCGCCUCGGCCAAGUUUGGCGUCGGCUUCUGGAAGCCGGGCAGCGGCAUCAUCCACCAGAUUCUCCUCGAGAACUACGUCUACCCCGGCUGCCUGCUCAUCGGCACCGACAGUCACACUGUCAACGGCGGCGGUCUCGGCGGCAUCACCAUCGGUGUCGGCGGCGCUGACGCUGUCGACGUCAUGGCUGGCAUCCCGUGGGAGCUCAAGUGCCCCAAGGUCAUUGGUGUCAAGCUCACCGGCGAGCUCAAGGGCUGGGCAUCCCCCAAGGACGUCAUCCUGAAGGUGGCUGGCAUCCUCACCGUCAAGGGUGGCACUGGCGCCAUUGUCGAGUACUUUGGCCCCGGCGUCGACUCGAUCUCGGCCACCGGCAUGGGCACGAUCUGCAACAUGGGUGCUGAGAUUGGCGCGACCACCUCCGUCUUCCCCUUCAACCACCGCAUGGCCGACUACCUCAAGGCCACCGGCCGCUCCGAGAUUGCCUCUCUCGCCGAGCAGAUGAAGCACAACCUCGUCCCCGACGCCGGCUCCAAGUACGACCAGGUCAUCGAGAUCAACCUCUCCGAGCUCGAGCCCCACAUUAACGGCCCGUUCACCCCCGAUCUUGCCCACCCCCUGUCCAAGUUCGCCGAUGCCGUCAAGGCCAACAACUGGCCCGCAGAGCUCAAGUUCGGCCUCAUUGGCUCGUGCACCAACUCGUCGUACGAGGACAUGGAGCGCGCCGCCUCCGUCGCCAAGCAGGCCCUCGACCACGGGAUCAAGGCCAAGUCGCUCUUCACCAUCACCCCCGGCUCUGAGCAAAUCCGCGCCACCAUCACCCGCGACGGCCAGGCCAAGACCCUCAGCGACAUUGGCGGUGUUGUCCUCGCCAACGCUUGCGGCCCAUGCAUUGGCCAGUGGGACCGCCGCGACAUUAAGCACGGCGAGAAGAACUCGAUCAUCACCUCGUUCAACCGCAACUUCACUGCCCGCAACGACGCCAACCCGGCCACCCACGCCUUUGUUGCCUCGCCCGAGAUUGUGACUGCCAUGGCCAUCGCUGGCAGCCUCGCGUUCAACCCCGAGACCGACACGCUCACCGACAAGAACGGCAAGCCCUUCAAGCUCCAGCCCCCGACCGGCGACGAGCUCCCCGCCCGUGGCUUUGACGCCGGCGAGGACACCUACCAGGGACCCCCUGCCGACGGCUCGAACGUCAAGGUUGAUGUUGACCCCAAGAGCGCCCGCCUCCAGCUGCUCUCGCCCUUCAACAAGUGGGACGGCAAGGACUUUGCCAACAUGCCCAUCCUCAUCAAGGCCAAGGGCAAGUGCACCACCGAUCACAUCUCGAUGGCUGGCCCAUGGCUCAAGUACCGUGGCCACCUCGACAACAUUUCCAACAACAUGCUGAUCGGCGCCAUCAACGCCGAGAACGACAAGCCCAACUCUGUCAAGAACCAGCUCACCUCCGAGUUUGGCGGCGUCCCCGACGUUGCCCGCGCCUACAAGGCGAAGGGUGUCAAGUGGGUUGUCUUUGGCGAUGAAAACUACGGCGAGGGCUCGUCUCGCGAGCACGCUGCUCUCGAGCCGCGUCACCUCGGCGGUGUUGCCAUUAUUGUCAAGAGCUUUGCUCGUAUUCACGAGACCAACUUGAAGAAGCAGGGCAUGCUCCCAUUGACCUUCGCCAACCCUGCUGACUACGACAAGAUCGCCCCCUCCGACCGUGUCACCCUCAAGAUUUCUGGCGACCAACUCGCCCCCGGCAAGCCCGUCACCGCCGUCCUCACCCGCGCCGAUGGCAGCUCAUACAACAUUACCCUCAACCACACCUUCAACGAGGGCCAGAUCACCUGGUUCCGUGCCGGCUCUGCCCUCAACCGCAUGGCUGAGCUCAAGUAAAAACGUGCUCGAUGACAUCUCCCUUCUUGAGGGAUGGUGGUGUGGCUGUGUAUGCGUGUAUUUGUGUAUCUGUGUGUGUACGCAAACCUUUGUCCUCAAAUCCAUAUGGGUUUAUUCAUUGAU
This is a messenger RNA of Capsaspora owczarzaki ATCC 30864, 2449 nucleotides long. RefSeq names its product aconitase 2. The record is from RefSeq and is a predicted model, not a curated record. Gene Ontology annotation, molecular function: aconitate hydratase activity; 4 iron, 4 sulfur cluster binding. Gene Ontology annotation, cellular component: cytosol; mitochondrion. Gene Ontology annotation, biological process: tricarboxylic acid cycle. The coding region runs from base 17 to 2326 and encodes 769 amino acids. NCBI's taxonomy places the organism in Eukaryota, Filasterea, Ministeriida, Capsasporidae. The transcript is spliced from 5 exons.